Mugil cephalus (flathead mullet) is the source of this 2085-nucleotide messenger RNA. Its product is annotated as ER lumen protein-retaining receptor 2. Gene Ontology annotation, biological process: endoplasmic reticulum to Golgi vesicle-mediated transport; protein retention in ER lumen. Gene Ontology annotation, cellular component: cis-Golgi network; endoplasmic reticulum; membrane. Gene Ontology annotation, molecular function: ER lumen protein retrieval receptor activity. The coding region runs from base 195 to 833 and encodes 212 amino acids. The record is from RefSeq and is a predicted model, not a curated record. The transcript has 5 exons. NCBI's taxonomy places the organism in Eukaryota, Metazoa, Chordata, Actinopteri, Mugiliformes, Mugilidae.
UCGUCCUGGCCACGUCCCCAAGCCACGUCGCGCUUUACUCGCCAUUUUCCCGUCUUCUGGAGCCAGAAUCGCUCUGUUCUAGCGUCGCGGUGCCAUUCAGCACAGUCGGGUCUAAAAAACAAUCGUUGCCGGAGAUAUACGGCGAUCUUCGCGAGGUUUUGAAUCGGCUUGCUUCACCUGGCGCUCCCAGAAACAUGAACAUUUUCAGGCUAACCGGCGAUCUCUCCCACCUAGCAGCCAUCAUCAUCCUGCUGUUAAAGAUAUGGAAAACCAGGUCUUGUGCCGGUAUUUCUGGAAAGAGCCAGGUCCUGUUUGCCUUGGUGUUCACCACUCGCUACCUGGACCUGCUCACAUCCUUCAUCUCCCUCUACAACACCACCAUGAAGAUCAUCUACAUCGGAUGCGCGUACGCCACUGUGUACCUGAUCUACAUGAAGUUCAAGGCAACCUACGAUGGGAAUCAUGACACCUUCAGAGUGGAGUUCCUGGUUGUUCCUGUUGGAGGCCUGGCUUUCCUGGUUAACCACGACUUCUCACCCCUGGAGAUCCUGUGGACGUUUUCCAUCUACCUGGAGUCGGUGGCCAUUCUGCCCCAACUCUUCAUGAUCAGCAAGACCGGAGAGGCCGAGACCAUCACCACCCACUACCUGUUCUUCCUGGGUCUCUACAGAGCCCUUUACCUCAUCAACUGGAUAUGGAGGUUCUACUUCGAGGGAUUCUUUGACAUGAUCGCCAUUGUCGCUGGAGUGGUGCAGACCAUCCUCUACUGCGACUUCUUCUAUUUGUAUGUAACAAAAGUUCUCAAAGGAAAGAAGCUGAGUCUGCCAGCCUAAGCGCAAAAGAGGGGUGUUUUGGCAGACUCAAAGCGGAGGGUCGGAGUACAGGAGGACCCCCACACCCCCACCCUUUCCCCAAACACCUCCAACCUCCACCUCCGCUUGCUCCUCUCCCCACUUCCCGCCAGUGUAAGAUGCCUGAGACAGAGAACGAGCCGGAGCCGCUGGCUGCACCUUCUCCUCCUGAUCCACAAUCAGUGGGACUGGAACGCCUCCAGAGGCUGGUUCCGAGGCCUUCGGGUUUCUGUUUGACGCAUCUUGCCUUAACUUUUUUUUAUUACUCUGUAUAAAGGAAGAAAAAAAAAAGCAAGAAAAGUUUUCUACAUAAAAAUGUGUACUCUGAAGAUUCGACACAUAGAGCUGAAGAUGUAAAAUUGCCUUUGAUUUGGCAUUGUAUGAUACUGAAGCGGACUUGUUGUGGUGGGAUAUUAUUGAGCGUUUGUAAUAGUAUUUGCAAUCGAAAUAAAUGUGCAUCUUUUUUUUUUUUUCCUUCUCUGAAUCAACUUUGGAAGAAAUCUGUUGAAUCCUCAUAACCCUGGUGGACAAUUGGUUCAUGAUUUGCUCUUCUUUGUUGGACCAGGAUAAAUUCCCACGUGUAAUGACCAUUUCUUUAAGUUUCCAGUGCCCUUUGCUAGAAUAAAAAAAACGAUUUAAAGAUGCCAUAAUUUAACAAAAAAAUGUUGUUGAAAUGCCAAGAGAAUUAAUGAGUAUAAGUUGCCUCAGUGUACUUCUCUGUAUUGAACAAUGUGGUUAUUAGGAAUAAACUGAAUGAAAGCACAUGGUUUAAAGGAAACCAAUAAACUGUCAUCACUGUAAAUGGCUUUUCCUCAUUCGAACCACAGUCAUUUAGUAUGCUACAUCAGCUAACUUCUAACUUGCUUAGCUCGGCAGUGGCUCUUGAGCUUUUCAGACGGCUCCUUUUUAAAUGUUUGAGAACUUCCUGGUAACGUGCAGUAUGUGAAGCCUCACUGCGGAACCUUUCUUCUUUUAAGUGCAGAUGUAUUUAUUUUCUAUCUUCUCGCUGGUUUCCAAUAAACGAGUCCGUGGAUUUGUGUGCCUGUUGUGCAUAAUUUUAACCAUAGGCGCGUAAUGGCGCAGAGGAGAGGAGCGGCUUAGGCGCUGCAUCAUUCUCAAAACAUAUCUGCUUCUGUUUUUACUUUUUUUUUUCCCGUGCACAUCAUUUCAAGUUUUCGUUUCUUUCCGGAGCAUUUGCAUGAUGUUGCCACCACAAAUAAAAUCUUUAUGAGAA